Pararge aegeria (speckled wood butterfly) is the source of this 1100-nucleotide messenger RNA. RefSeq names its product vitamin K-dependent protein C-like. The transcript has 5 exons. Gene Ontology annotation, biological process: proteolysis. Gene Ontology annotation, molecular function: serine-type endopeptidase activity. The record is from RefSeq and is a predicted model, not a curated record. The coding region runs from base 59 to 844 and encodes 261 amino acids. NCBI's taxonomy places the organism in Eukaryota, Metazoa, Arthropoda, Insecta, Lepidoptera, Nymphalidae.
UAAACAUCAGCGAGAAGAAAGUCUUAUAAGUAUUAUAAAAUAUAAGUAUAUAAGAAUAAUGGCUUUAUUUUUAAUAGUGCUUAGAUUCAUUUCGAUAUUUUUCGUUUUCAAAAUUUGUUACGCAGUACCGGAAGGCGUACAGCCUUUAAUAAUCUCCGGUGUUCCGGUGAGGAUUGAGGAUGCUCCAUUCUACGCCGGAUUGAUCGAUUGCGGCGCUGUCAUACUCUCCAAGACCUGGGUGCUGACUGCCGCUCAUUGUGUUGAACAACCUAAGCCCCUAAGUUACAGAUACGUUUGGGUUGGUGGGGAAUCAUUCGCUAACAGCAAAAAAAUUCCGUACAAAGAAGUCAUCGUUCAUGACGGAUUCACACAACAACUCCUUGGAAUACCUUUAAAUGAUAUUGCUCUGGUAAAGCUGGCUACGCCUUUGCGGUUUAAUGAGAAGAUUCAGCCGGUUAAGCUACCUGCGGCCGGCCAAAACCAAAAUAGAAAAUUGAUGGUCGUGGGUAGAGGUACAGAUGAGACUGGAGAAUCGUCGAAAUAUUUGAAGAAAAUGGAUCUUAUUGGGCUUUCAACCGAUGAAUGUAUCAGUAUUAUACCAAAAGAAUAUCACCAUAUAGUGAAACCGAACUUGAAGUUCCUUGAGCAGAUUAACAUCUGCGCCAAGAAGGAAGCUGAUAAACCCUCAAUAUGUCACGGUGACUCCGGUGGGCCGUUGGUCAGCAAAGACUCACUCGUCGGGCUGGUGUCAUACAUCGGCCGGACAUGCCAUGAGGCACGUCUCGGAUUCUACGUCAAUGUAACUACCUACGUGCCGUGGAUUCGAGAACAUACUGGCUUAUGAUAUUUUGGUGUUAUUAUUUAUCUUUUGUAUUUGUCCCAUCCAUUCUUUCUUUCUUAAAACUAGUUCAAAACAUCGGGUCGUUACUUUUAGCUCCGAGGUAUCUUCUGCUUGUGGAUAAACCACAUAUUCUUUCGCUCUCUAGUCGGUUUAUCAUAUUCAUUUAAAACGUGUUCAAGCUUUAAAAACUAUACUAUACUACAUAUAGUGUAGUUUUCUGCUAUUCUAAUGUUGUUAUCAGUUUAAGUCUUAGCACAAA